AUGAAAUUUGGAUGGGUACAUGUUCUUCUUCUCUUACAUUUGUCUUAUUUAACAAAUCGUUUGAUUUUAGCCCAAGAAGAUCAGGAACAGGCAACGCCAUCUGCCCCACCCCCAUCAGUAGAAAAAUGCAAUGGGAUUUUCUUGUCUUAUCAAUUCCUUUCAAGGACGAAAGAAUAUCCCCGUCUGAAGAAUGCAACCGCACAAGGAUGGGCCUUCCAAUCCACUGCAACAAUAUUGAACACAGGCAUGGUUGAACUUGAAGCAUGGGAGAUAUAUAUUGGGUUUCAACAUCGUGAGGUUUUAGUUGGUGCAGAGGGAGCCAUUCUGGUUGGCAGUGACGAUUUCCCGGCAGAUGCCAGUAAUGGGACUCAUCUCUCAGGAUCCGCGUCCUCAGUUUUGAAAACAGCUGCUGACACAGCUGGAGAUCUUGACCAAAUGCAGGUGCAAAUUAAAUUGACUGGCACUCAAUUUGGUGUUAAACCACCUAGGAUACCGAUGCCUAAAACAAUAAAACUUGUAAAUCCUGGAUACAAAUGUCCAGCAGUGAAGACACACAAGACAGCAAUGUGGGUGUGCUGCACCAAGGAAAAAAUAAAGCGCAAACCAAAAAAAGUUGUCAAAACGAAGUUCUUUCCGCGACAGGAAGGAGAUCUUUCGAUUUCAUAUGAUAUUACUGCAGCCUAUGACAGUAGUUACAUGGCCCUGGUGACAAUGGAGAACAAUAGUCCUUUAGGACGUCUUGAUCACUGGAACUUGACUUGGGAAUGGAUGAGAGGAGAAUUCAUAUACUCAAUGAAAGGAGCUUAUACUCGUCUUGUAGACUACACGGAUUGCAUCUAUGGAGCAGCAGGACAAUUCUACCAGCAAAUGGAUUUCUCUAACGUCCUGAAUUGUCAGAAGAAGCCCAUCAUCAGUGACCUGCCUAAAGAGAGAGCAAACGAUACAAAGAUUGGAAAAGUACCAAACUGCUGCAGGAAUGGUACAAUUUUGCCAAAACUCAUGGAUCCAAGCCAAUCAAAAUCAGCGUUUCAAAUGCAAGUCUAUAAAUUGCCACCAGAUAUGAAUCGAACAGCUAUUAAUCCUCCUCAGAGAUGGAAAAUCGUUGGUCUUCUAAACCCUGAAUAUAAAUGUUCAGCUCCAAUUAGAGUUGCUCCAACAGAAUUUCCUGACACUAGUGGGCUUCAGUUCUCUACUCUUGCAAUUGCAACUUGGCAAAUUGUUUGUAACAUCACAACGCGAAAAGCUAAGACUUCAAGAUGCUGUGUUUCCUUCUCUGCUUACUAUAAUGAAUCUGUUAUACCCUGCAAUACUUGUGCUUGUGGCUGCGAUGACACAUCAACUUGCAAUGAAGAUGCUCAGGCGAUGCUUCUACCAUCAGAAGCACUUUUAGUCCCCUUCUCAAACAGGACAGCCAAAGCUAAAGCUUGGGCUAAACUAAAGCAUUUUCGGAUUCCUAAGCGCUUGCCCUGCGGUGACAAUUGUGGGGUGAGCAUAAACUGGCAUAUCAAUACUGACUACAAAACUGGAUGGUCUGCAAGAAUCACUCUGUUCAACUGGCAAGAAAUCAAUUUUGAGAAUUGGUUCACCGCAAUUCAACUGAAGAAAACAUCUAGUGGCUAUGAAAAAGCCUACUCUUUCAAUGGAACUCUUCUCAAAGACCACAAGAACACAAUCUUCUUACAGGGGUUAGUUGGGCUGAAUUUCUUGAUGGGAGAAACAAAUGGUACGAAUCCAAAAUCUGAUCCCAAGGUUCCUGGAAAGCAGCAAACUGUGAUUUCUUUUACAAAGAAACAUCACCGCAGGGUCAACAUAGUUAAAGGAGAUGGAUUUCCUUCAAAGAUCUUGUUUAAUGGAGAAGAGUGCUCGCUUCCUAAAAGAAUUCCUAUAGCAAAUGGAAACCACUGUCAUGUAAAUCUUUUACACGUAGCUCUUCCUGUAUUUGUUGCCUUCGCACUGAUGGGAUUGAAAAAUCAAUAUUGA
Molecule: messenger RNA, 1980 nt
Organism: Manihot esculenta (cassava)
Lineage: Eukaryota; Viridiplantae; Streptophyta; Magnoliopsida; Malpighiales; Euphorbiaceae
Product: COBRA-like protein 10
Exons: 2
Coding region: 1-1980 (659 amino acids)
Biological process (GO): cellulose microfibril organization
Cellular component (GO): membrane
Source: RefSeq, a predicted model, not a curated record